Dovyalis caffra is the source of this 324-nucleotide messenger RNA. NCBI's taxonomy places the organism in Eukaryota, Viridiplantae, Streptophyta, Magnoliopsida, Malpighiales, Salicaceae. The record is from the annotation of a GenBank genome assembly.
AUGACAGGCCAAGGCCCAAAGGGCCUACAAUCCAAGGCAGUUUGUCCGAUCUGUUGUAUAUCCACCGCCACCAGAACCUAUCCGGAAAAAGGAUCCGGGUUUUUACCCUAUCCAAUACGAGAGAAGGCGGAGAACAGGUCUCAUGGGCCUGCCUCGCCCCGCCCCAUUGCCAUCCCUGAACCGAAGUGUAUGUGCAUUGGGCGGUCGUACAGACGGAUGCAGCUCGUGCAAAUUUUAGGGCGCUUCUCCAUCUUAGUCAUUCAAGAUUUGAGCAGCAAUGUAAUGUUUGAAAUUGUUGCCAUUUUGACGUUUUUGAAGGAUUAA